ACAGAGGAGGAUUUCAUGGGCAAUACUGCACCAUGCAAGUUACAGUGGCGGAGUAUCUCCCAAUUUCAAUAGCUGUGUGUUUACCUGACACGUGUAAACCAUAUGAAUUCGUAGAUAUAUUUAAUAAUUCAAGUUUCAUUCCACCAUUAAAUAAAUCUGGUAUCGGUUUUAAUGUGACUGCGUUAACUUGUAAAGCUAAAUCAUUAGAAUUAAGUACUGGAGGAAUUGUGACAUUAUGUAUAAUGUCUGUAUUCUUCCUUCUGGUAUUCAUGGGGAGUUCUAUUACUGCCUUCAAAUAUUUCGCUCAUUCAAAUGCUUCGAAAGAUGAAUGUAAAAGUUCUGUUAAUGAGGGAAAAGUUUCUGAGUAUUUCGUCGGCAGGAGUUUGGAAGAGCUAUUGGUAAUUAAUGAAGGUUCACCAACAAAAUUAAAAGCGUUCAUCGACAUGUGUGAUCCUGUCUUAAACUGCUUUUGCAUCUUUACGAAUGGAUCUAAGUUAUUCAACACUGAUUCCACAGAGGGUCAACUCUUGUGCCUUCACGGUAUCCGAUUUCUAAGUUUGACAUGGGUCAUUGUGUGCCAUGUGUAUAUGUCACCUAUUGCCCAAAUUCGAUCUACGGAAGGUCUCCUACCACUCAUUGAUAAUUUCCCUUUCCAAGCCAUACUCAAUGGAUGGUAUUCGGUUGAUUCAUUUUUCGUGCUCAGCGGUUUUUUGAUGUCUUAUCUAUAUUUUCAAGAAUGUGCCAAAAAACAAGGGAAAACUCCGUGGCUUUAUUUUUAUGUCCAUCGUUAUUUGAGGCUAACACCGGUGUAUAUGAUUGUUCUGGCAUUUUACGCAACUGUCAUGCCAAUAAUAGGAUCCGGACCGUUUUGGCAAGAUUAUAAUGUUGAUCCACACUGCCAGAAGGGAUGGUGGUGGAACUUAAUUUACAUCAAUAACUUUCGAAAACAAAGUGAACAGUGUAUGGGUUGGUCUUGGUAUUUGGCGAACGAUAUGCAAUUCUUUGCUAUUAGCCCACUAUUUCUUAUAACACUCUGGAGGUGGCCUAAAGUGGGUUAUUCAAUGUUAUUGUUGUUUUUAUGGGGUUCUUGGCUUUCUGGGUUUUUAAUAACUUACCAUUAUGAUUUGAUAGCUGGUACUAUGAGUUAUAUUGUUGACAUUGAGCAAGUAACGAAAUUCUCAGAUAAAUGGAUGGAAUAUUUCGAUAAGAUUUAUAUAAAACCUUAUACCAGAAUUGCACCAUACUUAAUUGGCAUUGGUCUUGGUUACAUUUUGUUUAAAAGAAAAGUUACAGACAUUAAAGUAAAUAGGGUUACUUUGUGGAUUGGUUGGUUACUGGCCAUUCCAGUUGGAUUAUACUGUGUCUACGGUCUUUAUCACCAAACUCCAAAUCUUGUGGCUGCUAGUUUUUUUAAUGCCCUCACUCGUACUGGUUAUGGGCUGAGUUUGAGCUGGCUGAUAUUCGUCUGUAUAUCAGGACAAGCGGGUGUUGUGGAUAAAAUUUUGUCUUAUAAGCUAUUCAUCCCUUUGAGUCGAUUGACUUACUGCGCAUAUCUGAUACAUGUGAUUGUGAUUUCUCUUUAUAUUUUCUCGCGGAAAACUACUAUAGUCUUUACUCAUCAAACAAUUAUCCUGAUGUUUUUGGGUUUGCUGAUUGUAACAUAUGCGCUUUCUGUUCUUGUGUCACUGACGUUUGAAUCACCCUUAAUCAGAUUAGAAAAACUUAUCAGAAGCAAAUUUCAGAAUAGAUGAAGAACUUUACAAAUAUAUUUCAAACAUUUAUUAACUUUAAAUUAGCUAAAUAAUUAUUUAUAUUUUUUAAUGUAUCAUGCUUGUAAAUUGCCUCAUUUGUUGAAGAAUUGCAUAAAAUAAAAUAA
Parasteatoda tepidariorum (common house spider) is the source of this 1876-nucleotide messenger RNA. Its product is annotated as nose resistant to fluoxetine protein 6. The record is from RefSeq and is a predicted model, not a curated record. Lineage: Eukaryota; Metazoa; Arthropoda; Arachnida; Araneae; Theridiidae. Gene Ontology annotation, molecular function: acyltransferase activity, transferring groups other than amino-acyl groups.